Lasiosphaeria miniovina is the source of this 636-nucleotide messenger RNA. RefSeq names its product Nsp1-like C-terminal region-domain-containing protein. Bases 1 to 636 code for a protein of 211 amino acids. Gene Ontology annotation, biological process: RNA export from nucleus; protein import into nucleus. The transcript has 2 exons. Gene Ontology annotation, molecular function: structural constituent of nuclear pore; phospholipid binding. The record is from RefSeq and is a predicted model, not a curated record. Gene Ontology annotation, cellular component: nuclear pore central transport channel; nuclear pore. Lineage: Eukaryota; Fungi; Ascomycota; Sordariomycetes; Sordariales; Lasiosphaeriaceae.
AUGGAUGAGAUUAUCACCCGCUGGGCAACUGAUCUAUCCAAAUAUCAAAAGGAGUUCAAGGACCAGGCGGCAAAGGUGGCCGAUUGGGACCGCAUGCUCGUGGAGAACGGCGAGAGGAUUCAGAAACUCUAUCUCAAUACAUAUGAAGCUGAAAAGAUCAGCCACGAGAUUGAGCGCCAGCUUUCCAACGUCGAAAGCCAACAGGAUGAACUCACCGCCUGGCUAGAACGCUACGAGCAGGACUUGACCGAGCUUUCCACGAAGCAAAUGGGCUCGAAUGAGCAGGUUUCCGGACCGGACCAGGAGCGCGAACGCACCUACAAGCUUGCUGAAAAGCUCACGGACCGGCUCGAUGAUAUGGGCAAAGACCUGACCAAGAUGAUCAAGGAAAUCAACGAUAUGUCCAGUACAGUGAGCAAAGGCAACAAGCCUGAUGAUGCACUGGGCCAAAUUGUCCGCGUUCUAAACGGACACCUUACCCAGCUUCAGUGGAUUGACUCCAAUGCCUCGGCUCUACAGAUCAAGGUGGCCGCUGCUCAAAAGGCAAGCGGCAACAUGGGCGCCAGUGUUGGUGGACGCGAGACAGACGCGGUAGAGGGCUUCUAUCGAUCGUAUAGAGGCGGUGGUUACAAGUAA